Molecule: messenger RNA, 432 nt
Organism: Striga asiatica
Lineage: Eukaryota; Viridiplantae; Streptophyta; Magnoliopsida; Lamiales; Orobanchaceae
Source: the annotation of a GenBank genome assembly
AUGGCUAGGCUCAAAAUAUUCCAAUUCAUUAUUUUUGUAGCCCUAAUUUCAAUUUCCGCCCAAUCGGAAAAUAAUUCGAUCGAUUCAAGAAAACUCGACGAGGAGAACAAGUGCGGAGGCUGUCCCUGCAACAACCCCUGCAAUCCGCCGUCGCCACCGCCGCCGCCGCCAUCACCGCCGCCGCCGCCGCCGAAGAGACAACCACCCAGCAGCAACUGUCCGCCUCCACCCAGCGGCGGCGGCAGCGGCGGCGGUGGAGGAGGAGGCCAGAACCCGCCGUAUCUGCCCAGCACACCAAGCGCGCCUUACAUAUUCAUUAACGGGCCGCCUCAGGAUCUGUACCCGGUCGACAAUUUCUCCGGUUCGGGCAGGGUCUUCUCGACCGGACCGGUUCGGCUCUUGAUCGGCGGCUUUGUGGGGCUGUUUCUAUAA